Python bivittatus (Burmese python) is the source of this 2027-nucleotide messenger RNA. The record is from RefSeq and is a predicted model, not a curated record. NCBI's taxonomy places the organism in Eukaryota, Metazoa, Chordata, Lepidosauria, Squamata, Pythonidae.
AUGGCGGCGUUUAAUCAAUGGAACCUGGAGCGUGCCAAUACCGCUAGAUCAAACCAGCCAAGCAGAUGCUGUGGGAGACAGGUGCUUCGUCAGACGUUUAUUGGCCGUUUCCGUCACAUCAUGGACUCUUCCCAGAAUACUUUCAAUGAGGACACAUCUGCACUCGUGACCCGGCUGGAUGAGUUGGAGCGAGCCUUAUUUCAGACUGGCCAGAAGGGACUCCAUGACUUCCAGUGCUGGGAAAUGGGCCAGGCCGCCCAGAUCACAGUAUCUAGCCUGAUCCAGAAUUACAAAAAGAGAAAAUUCACUGACAUGGAUAGCUGAGAGCACGAAGACCAUGUGAGACUUUGUAGGAAACACUUGUGGACUUAUGGUUUUGUUCAAGCACGGGGAGGAACCAAUGUUCACGUUUCCAAUUAAAAUUAUUUCCAAUAGUAUUUCGAAGUUGGAUCCAUAAGAAUAUUCUGGCUCUGAUUGAAUAGAAAAAGCAGCAGCAACUAAUCGCUUUGGAAAAUCAACAUUUUAAUUUUUCUAUUUGAUCUUUGUUUUAAUAAUUUAAAGAACUCUAGAAAUGCAAGGAAAAAUGAGCUUUUGUAUAGCAAGUAUUCUGUAUCAAAUACUGUAAUUGAAAUGUUAGCAUACGCUGUAACUAUGCUUUUUUCCCCCUAGUUUCCUGUUACUUACCAGUAAAGUGGCCUUUCCUAGGGCCAUCAACAGGCUCAAGGAGUAUAACCUGUCUCUUAGCACUUAUGAAGGUGAUCAGACAUACAGCAUUCUUGAAAGAAAGUCUUUGAGCUGCAGUUCUGUGACUAGAUCCAGGGUCAAAGGACAAAGAAUUCUUCCUGUUAAAGAGCUGCUUCUUGGGAUAUAAGAUAGUUUAUAUUCUCUGUCAAUAUCAUUUAUUAAAUUGAUAUGCUACCCAACUCCCAGCAACUCUGGGUGGUUUACAAUUGUUAAAAUUUUAAGAACAAAAAUCAAUACAAAACCACUCAAAAAGUAGCACAAGGCAGAACAACAUGGCAAAGAAAACAAACUGGGGGGGGGGACAAAAAAGAAGAAAGGGGCGUCAGUCAUCCUUGCCAAAGGCCUGGGCAGAGAGCCAGGUCUUGAAGGCUCUUUGAAAUAGUGAUUGGGGGGGCCAUUUGAAUUUUGGGGGGAACUUCAUUCCAGAGGGCAGAUGCUGCUACAGAGAAGAUGCCCUUCCAGGCUCCCGACAGAUGGCGGCGUUUAAUCAAUGGAACCUGGAGCGUGCCAAUACCGCUAGAUCAAACCAGCCAAGCAGAUGCUGUGGGAGACAGGUGCUUCGUCAGGUAAGCAGGCCCUGCACCGUGCUUAGAACUGUAGAACGUUUGCUUGAGGUGGUAGAUGAGGCCUGCUGUGAACAUUUGUAAACUUUAGUCUGAGGCAAGGAGGCUCCUAUUGUCUUCCAGAUCAGAGAUCACAUAGUAGACCAUGUGAAAUUAGAAAGUAGCACAAUUGUGGGGAAUAAUUUCUUUUUUAAGACUUGUUAAAUAUGAAAAAGGCAAUUAAGUCUUUGUUUAUUAUUUAUCAACCCACUCCAAAAGGCUGUAGCUUACAACAUCUCAUAUACAAUUUAAAACAAUUAAAAACAUAGCCACAAAGCAUAGCAGCCUAGACAAAAAUAGCCAUACAGUAAUUAAAAAAAAACGGGCUCCACUAACACAUUCACCCCAGGCCUGGGAUGCUGAAUGCAUAUUAUAUCUAGAGACACAGUUUUACUUGUUGGAAAGAAAACAAAGGUACUGUUGGUUAACAAAUAGUAACCGAUCCUAAUUUGGGGGAGUCCAAGGAGAAAUAUACCAUUGUGCUUGUGCAUCGUAUUUUAAAUUUUUAUGACCAAAAUUACAAAUACAUCUUGUGUGACUGAUAAAGUGUUUAUGUUAAUCUUUGGGUGGACCACCUCUUACCAGGGAGUAUUCCUCCAAUCUCUAUUUUUUCUUUUCCCUUUAUCUCCUGAACUUUUUGCUCCAAAUAAAAAUCUGGUAUCUUCCUAAUCUUAUGGGUAA